Aureococcus anophagefferens is the source of this 666-nucleotide messenger RNA. RefSeq lists its product as hypothetical. Gene Ontology annotation, molecular function: glutathione transferase activity; glutathione binding. NCBI's taxonomy places the organism in Eukaryota, Pelagophyceae, Pelagomonadales, Pelagomonadaceae. The transcript has a single exon. The record is from RefSeq and is a predicted model, not a curated record. The coding region runs from base 1 to 666 and encodes 221 amino acids. Gene Ontology annotation, cellular component: cytoplasm.
AUGUUCGGGCAGAAGAAGGAUCUGAAGAUCCACUGCAGCCACCACACGACGUGCAGCCGGCGCGUCAUCAUGGCGCUCCUCGAAAGCGGCCAGGACUUCGAGUACGUGCACGUCGACAUGGCCAAGGGCGAGCACAAGUCGCCGGCAUUCCUCAAGAUCCAGCCCUUCGGCAAGGUGCCCGUGCUCCAGGACGGGGACUUCACGCUCUUCGAGAGCCGCGCGAUCAUGAAGUACGUUUUGACCGGCACGCCGCUCUGCCCCGGCGACGCGAAAGAGAUGGCCGCCGUCGAGAGCGCCAUCAGCGUCGAGUACAGCUAUUUCACGCCGGCCUUCAUGCCCGUCUACGUCGAGCGCAUGCUCAAGAAGAAGAAGGGCCUCGAGGCCGACGAGACGAAGGUCGCGGCGGCGAUCGAGGCGCUCGGCCCCGUGCUCGACGUCGUCGAGGCGCUCCUCGAGGGCAAGACCUACAUGGCCGGCCCGAAGUUCACCAUGGCGGACAUCUCCUACAUGCCCUAUUUCCACCAGUUCGACGCGCUCGGCAUCGCGGAGCUCCGCGACGACCGCCCGAACCUCAAGGCGUGGUGGGCGACGGUGUCGACGAUGCCGAACUGGGCGUACGCGACGUCGGGCAAGGUCGCCACCGAGAAGGUCGCGAAGGCGGCCUAA